CCAAGACGUUCCGGUUUACCCACAACAACCCCCACCCGCGUCGAUGGGUCGGAGACGGUGGUUAUGUCGAGUACGGUGGUAGUGGUGGUAGCGGUGGUAGUGGCGGUAGUAGUGGUGGUGGUGUUGGGGGGCUCCGUAUCGUAUCCCAUCGUAUCCCCAUUCCCUCAUCUCAUCUCGUCUCGUUCUUGCUCCUCCCCAUUCCAAAUCCCCGGCCGCCCCCCCCUCCCUCAAGAAAUAAAUCCCAAACCCCACUCAACCACUGUUCCGGUGAACGGGUACCAAGGCUGCGCCACCAAAUCGACAUUCACCGCUCCACUCCACCGGGCAGUCCUAGUGAUCUAGGAAAGUAAAGCGAACGUGAAGGUGGUGGGUGGGUUGGACAACGACGACGACACAACGACGAAAACAAAAAAUGUCAGUAGAUAGAGUAGAGUAGUGGGGUCAGACAUCACAUGCCACAUACAUAUCAUA
Tricharina praecox is the source of this 471-nucleotide messenger RNA. RefSeq lists its product as uncharacterized. Bases 64 to 342 code for a protein of 92 amino acids. Lineage: Eukaryota; Fungi; Ascomycota; Pezizomycetes; Pezizales; Pyronemataceae. The record is from RefSeq and is a predicted model, not a curated record. The transcript has a single exon.